GAACACUUCCCUUCGCUAAAAUAGAGUUCUGUGACACUUCCAAUGUGCCCGUCUGAUCAUAAAUUGUACACAUUAUUUGAUUUUGGUGUCCACUACCAAAUCUGAAAGAAACAUCGAUUGUAAACGAAAUUAAUUGGGGAUAACGUUUUAAUUUUAAACUUUGCGGCAGAAUUUACUUAAUUGAUCUCCAAAAGAUUUAAUAAAAAAUGAACAGCAUUGGCGAAGAAUGUACAGACCUAAAGAAAAAAUACGAUGAUUGUUUCAAUACUUGGUUCUCGGAAAGGUUCUUAAAAGGCGAUCAAGAUGAUUCUGUUUGCGCUGGAAUAUUUAAAAUUUAUCAAGAAUGUGUUAAGAAUGCAAUGAAACAGCAAAGCAUUGAUUUCAAAGAAAUAGAUAAGGAUAUCUUAGGCACUGAAAAUGAAUACAAAACACCACCAAAUGCAAAUAGUAGCUGACAACCCAAAUUGGUCUGUGUCUUUAAACCCACAGCCUGUUGCAAUAUCCUUGGCAAGUUUCUUAAGAUUCCAUGCAGUUACCAAGAUUUCAGUGAUAAUAGGCUUACAGUGAAAGAGGAAAAUGAAUGUGUUAAAACUUAUGAAGUUUCUUGUGUGAAUGAUGAAAAUUAGUGAAUAGAAAUAAAUGUAUAAUCGAUGGAUUAAAA
Molecule: messenger RNA, 661 nt
Organism: Bombyx mori (domestic silkworm)
Lineage: Eukaryota; Metazoa; Arthropoda; Insecta; Lepidoptera; Bombycidae
Product: TP53-regulated inhibitor of apoptosis 1
Exons: 2
Coding region: 207-455 (82 amino acids)
Biological process (GO): phospholipid translocation
Cellular component (GO): cytosol; mitochondrial intermembrane space; nucleus
Molecular function (GO): phosphatidic acid transfer activity
Source: RefSeq, a predicted model, not a curated record